AUACAGUCACUAGUUGCUUGGCGAUUUCAGCAUCAACAUCAGAAUGAAAGCAGCGAUUUUAUUAACUCUCUUCUUAAUUGGCGUGGCUUACUCCGUCCCCACAUGGCAGGAAGAACACGACCUGCACGACGAGGAAAUCUGGGAACCCGCCGACCCCCAGCCACUCGUCGAACAUCACGUCAGAUUUAAAAGAGCGACCUGCGAUUUGUUCAGCUUCCAGUCCAAAUGGGUGACGCCGAACCACGCAGCAUGUGCAGCUCACUGCAUUGCCAGAGGAAACAGAGGAGGACGAUGCAAAAAGGCAGUCUGCCAUUGCCGCAAAUAAUCAAUAAUUGUAAAUAUUCAUUAAAUUAUUUUUCUCAACAAAGUGUGUUUAUCCAAUACUGUUCUUUUGUCUUACAAACCUAUUGUUUUAAGUAAACUAAAUUACUACACAUUACCGAUAUAGAAUACACUAUGUUACUUCUAUAUCGACCAUAUCGAUUUAAUAGUCUCUAUGAAAUUAGUGAAAAAAUGUAGAAUAUGUAAUGGUAUCCCGUUUUAGUAAAUAUUAUUUGUAAGAAAAAGUUGCAUUACUCAAGUGAGAAUAAGUCUCAGUAUCAAGCUGUUUAUCAAUUUGUAUUUAUUAAUAAACAAAGACAAACAACAUUAACAUUUUUUAAA
This is a messenger RNA of Cimex lectularius (bed bug), 663 nucleotides long. Its product is annotated as defensin-like. The transcript has 2 exons. Gene Ontology annotation, biological process: humoral immune response; defense response to bacterium. Bases 44 to 325 code for a protein of 93 amino acids. NCBI's taxonomy places the organism in Eukaryota, Metazoa, Arthropoda, Insecta, Hemiptera, Cimicidae. The record is from RefSeq and is a predicted model, not a curated record.